AAUCCUAGAUCCCAACUUCCUUCGCUGGAGCUGAAUUUAGACAGCUCCUCAGGAUGUGAGCAAGGAGUGUGUGUAUACCACAGACGACAGCAGACGAUUGGAAACGCAACAUUGGCGAGUUUUCGAGCGGGGAAUACACUGACAAUCUGGGGGUUUAGCAACCAGGGGAGUCCACAAUGACUUGGGGAACGGAGCUUUGGGACCAGUUUGAAAACCUUGACAAGCAUACUCAAUGGGGGAUCGACUUCCUAGAGAGGUAUGCAAAGUUUGUCAAGGAAAGGCUGGAGAUUGAACAGACCUAUGCAAAACAGUUAAGGAACCUGGUUAAGAAGUACUGUCCCAAGCGCUCCAAAGAUGAUGAACCUAGGUUCUCGUCGUGCAUGUCCUUCUACUCCAUCCUGAAUGAGCUGAAUGACUACGCGGGGCAGAGGGAGGUAGUGGCCGAGGAGAUGGGACACAAUGUGUACGGAGAGCUGAUGAGGUAUUCACAGGACCUCAAGUCAGAGAGGAAACACCACCUUCAGGAGGGCAGGAAGGCCCAGCAGUAUCUGGACCAGUGUUGGAAACAUAUGGACAAUAGCAAGAAGAAGUUUGAGCGGGAGUGCAAGGAGGCAGAGAAAUCACAGAUGAGCUACGACAGGUUAGACAACGACAUCAACGCCACCAAGUCAGAGGUAGAAAAGGCAAAGUCCCAGUUGUACCUGCGCACACACUCGGCAGACGAGAGUAAGAACGAGUACGCCGCUCAGCUGCAGAACUUCAACGGGGAACAGUGGAAACAUUUCAAUGUGUCCAUUCCACAGAUAUUCAAGAACCUGCAGGACAUGGACGAGAGGCGGACAGUGAAGCUGGGAGAGACGUACCGGAGCUUUGCCGAAGUGGAGCGCAGAGUCGUCCCCAUCAUCUCCAAGUGUCUGGAGGGCAUGGUGACUGCUGCCAAGGCUGUGGACCAACGCAAGGACUCAGCGAUUGUAGUGGAGUCAUUUAAGUCAGGCUUUGAGCCUCCGGGGGACUUCCCAUUUGAGGACUACAGUCAGAACCUUUCCCGGACGGGCUCAGACAACACCAUCAGCACCCCCAAGAACGAGGGGGUGGUCAAGCCAGACCCCAAACACUCGAUUAGCAAGGUGGCCAAGAACAAACUGUGGCUCUUUGGGAAAAAGCCCAAGGCUCCGUCACUGGAGGACUUCAGCCAUCUGCCUCCCGAACAGAGACGCAAGAGGCUGCAGGCUCGGAUCGACGAGCUCAGCAAAGAACUACAGAAAGAGGUGGACCAAAGAGAUGCACUGAACAAGAUGAAGGAUGUGUAUGAGAAGAACCCUCAGAUGGGUGACCCACAGAGCCUCCAGCCCAAGAUCUCUGAGACCAUGUGCAACAUGGAGAAACUACGCUCCGAGAUCCACAAGAAUGAGAGCUGGCUGUCAGAGGUGGAGGGGAAGGUGAGCACCAGAGGAGAUCGAAGACCCAGUGCCGACGUCAACCAUCACACACCCCAUGGCAGAGAGAGCCCUGAGGGCAGUUACACAGAUGACCCCAGCCAGGAGCACCGCAGCCCCCCUCACCAGCCAGACCCCCGACAGGCCCACCAGCCAGACCCCCGACAGGCCCACCAGCCAGACGAGUUUGAUGAUGAAUUUGACAACGACGACCCCCUCCCAGUCCUUGGCCACUGCAAAGCGCUCUACUCCUUUGAUGGUCAGAAUGAGGGAACACUGUUGAUGAAGGAGGAUGACGUGCUGUACAUCAUCGAGGAGGACAAGGGCGACGGCUGGACGCGAGCCAGGAAGCAGAGCGGAGAGGAGGGCUAUGUGCCCACGUCCUACGUGGAGAUCGCCAUGGAGAAUAACAGCAAAGGUUCCUGAGUGGAGCAGUGUGGCGAGGUCUUUGGUGGAGGGUACAUGCUGUGUCUGGUGGAGCUAGUGGCAGACAGGGCUUGACUUGGGAGGGGAGGGGGUUGGCAGGUCACAUGUUUGCAUGCACACAUCCAUGGCCAUUAACAUCAUUCCAUAGCAGUGGAGAUUCCUGAGGUGGUAGCUAUGCCUCUAUAGGAGGGGAGUGUUCUUCUAAACUGUCUAUACACAACACAGAGUAACCAAUCCACUGCAGCAUACCAGCAAGAUCAGGGACCAAGGAGGAGGCUUAUAGUUAGCGACUCACAACAUCUUUUAUAAUGAGAGAUAAGCAAUGAAUACACUACUACUCCACUAUUACAUUCUCUUAAUGUUGUAUUUCUGCUCUUCAGGCAACAUCCAGCACUAACAGCCUGCCUUGUUGUUGCAUUGUUACAUUCUCAUUCCGUUGUUUGGGAAUGUCUGCCUGACUGUGCUACUCGCCUGCAGUCGCCUUACCUUAACGUGCUUCAGCAUGUCUGUAAUAUGAACUGUUAUUACGUCAUACAGGAAGGAAUGCAGCGUCUUGUAUGUAACUCUGUGGUUGCCCCCGCCGCCCGUUGGUUCACUUCUAAUCUUCCUGUCUGUCUCCUUCAUUCAUCCAUGAUUUUGGUUUCUUUUGUCUCUCCGUUUCUUUUCUUUCUGUGUUAAUCGAAACAUUCCCAUCAUGCUGUGUGUGUGUGUGUUGAGCGUCACCUCUGUCGUGCUCUUGUUCAGGAUCUCAUGUGGCACGGCCACUCAGAUCAGCGUAGGAGCAGUACUUCUUUAGAAACAGCAUGCCUGCCCUUACACUACCACUUCAUCCCCUCCUCCUCAACCCUGCAACAGCACCGCAGACCGGAGAAAGGCAGCAUGCCAGCAGAGGGCCUUCCUCCCUCACCAGCCAAUCAUCACACAGCAGCUCAGGCUAGGAAACCUGGAGGCUGAGCUGAGACAAAUGACAGGGCACCCACCCGCAAUUCAACAACAACACUCCAAAUCUCCUUGCAGUCUCUGCCUUAAUACUAACUCUGGGAGUGGGGAUGGACCUGCUGAUUGCUCUUCCAUCACUCUCUGCCGCACACAAGGGCUCCAAACGACAGUCUACGGUGGCUUGCUGUGGUGCUCCUCUGGGCCCCAUCCAGACUCCUGCCGCGUCUCUUCUCCUUGGUCUCACAGGAGCAUCCUGGGGCUUUGCUGCGUGCGGUCUCCACGUGAAAGAGUGUUGCAUUCCCAUACCGUUCCUGUUUCAAGCGCAUAUUGUAAUUGUGAAUGUGAUUAUACAUAUGUAUGCGUACUAAUGUGUGUAUGCAUAUACGUAGUUUGUUUUAUUACUAAAUUGUAUGUAUUAACAUCUCUUUUAUUUCAUGCUGAAUGUGUUUUUAUUGUGACUUUUUAUAGGGAUUUUAAUCAGAUGAAUGACUCACUUCUCAGAAUCGUGCCGUUAGCUCAAAGUAACCAUGCAUUGUUGUCAGAACAUCCUUCUGAAUAGGGACAUGGUCUUCACUGAUGCACUUUUGCCCUAUAGCAUUUGAAUCGAAUAUCAAUGAAUAAAUGAAUGAAUGAAAUGGACUCUGUAUGCUACCUUUUGUACAAAUGUAAGGUGACCACUGUUAUUAUAGGAGGUGUAGAGUUCAGAACUACCACAAAAUAAAGGCAUUUACUGUAGCUAGCCAUGUAAAUGCUUUUGAUACGAACCCUCUUGAAUUGAAUGAAUUUGAAAGUGAAUUGAAUUUGCAUAUGAGCAUAAUUGACACGGUGAGUGAUUGGACUUUAAUCAAAGAAGUUAAGUAGCUUUUAUGAGACCGACACAGCGUUUUACCCUUGGCAGGGUAUAAUAUUAGCUAUUAAAAACAACUUUUUCUGCGGUAAAUUUGAUGGUCCCACUUUGAAAUGCUCAUACGAGCAGUGCUUUAGUUCUUAAUCAAUACUUAAAGCUGUGAAAGGGACAUUGUUAUUAUAUCAUGAUAUGCUCAUCUUACUUGAACUGUACCUCUGAGCUUCCUAAAGAACCCCAUGUUCGUACUUCCAUUGGAUGUCUUGAUUAAGACCGAUCUGCUUCGUUGAUUAAUGUGCACUAACAAAGCUCAUGCAGAUCAAAUGGAACAGUGCAUGUUAUAUAAAUCCUGUGAUUUUUUUUAGUUUAUCAUGUCAAUUCCAUUGCCUGCAUGAAUGCUCUCAUUUGAAUCAUCACUCCUCUCUUGUUGAACUGGUUAAUAGGUGUGUUAUCAGAAAGUGGGGGUUGGAAUCCUCCCUUUCGUUUCAGUGAAAUUCCCUUGAGUGGCUUUCAGAGCAUGAAGGUGCUUGACUCAACAUUUCUGGAGCUUACAGCAAAUAUGUAUUGACCCUACAAUAUCAUCCAAUAUCAUCCAAUAUCUAGAACAUGGCAUUGUAGAUCUCUGAAUCAGGAGAAGCUGUCAUGGUGUAAGUAGUUGAUUUGAAUAUGAAGCACCUUAACCCAUUAAUUUCAGCAGUGUGUGUGUCUGGCUAUCCUUCAUUAGUAGGAUUUUGACACGCUUUUCGCUAAUGGCCUAAAACAGUGCGGACCGUAUUCUUGGCACCUUGGUGCAAGUGGCCUUCAGUGGUGACAAAGUAUGACGAUAGAUAAUGCUGUAGGUUUUUCACUAGCAGCCUUAGGCAAAAGUUAUGUGAUUUUCACUUUGGAUUAAAACUGUGAGCUAAAUGCUGUAAAUGCUGUAAUUCUGAUUAUUAUGCAAAAAAAACUCAACAAUAUGCUUUAAGAUAUCACGGCAAGGAGCAAAUUGUGUUAUCUACCAACCUAGCUGAGUUGGCAUGGUAGCAAAUUCAUUUAAUUUCAAAAAGUAGAUAUGAUAAUCUCACUGACUCUUAUUUUAACACAUUGUAAUAAUCAAUGGCAGUACUUCUAUUUCUUCAUGUUGUUGUGCACAUCUCUUUACUUUUUCAUGUUGUCAAGACACUUUGUGGGGGUAAAAAAAAAUCUGUUUUUUUCUCAUUGUUCUAAUAAAACAAACAUGAACAUACCAAAGAA
Oncorhynchus keta (chum salmon) is the source of this 4878-nucleotide messenger RNA. Its product is annotated as formin-binding protein 1-like. NCBI's taxonomy places the organism in Eukaryota, Metazoa, Chordata, Actinopteri, Salmoniformes, Salmonidae. The transcript has 15 exons. Gene Ontology annotation, molecular function: protein binding. The record is from RefSeq and is a predicted model, not a curated record. Gene Ontology annotation, biological process: signal transduction. The coding region runs from base 177 to 1862 and encodes 561 amino acids.